ACACCACUGUUUUGGGCAGCUAGAAAUGGGCAUGAGGCAGUGGUGAAUCUGCUCCUUGAGAAGGGUGCUGAUACGAGUACUACGGAUAAGGAUGGCCGGACACCACUGUUCUGGGCAGCUAGGAAUGGGAAUGAGGCAGUGGUGAAGCUGCUGGAAAAUCAACACGCGACAACUCUCCAGAACGAU
Molecule: messenger RNA, 186 nt
Organism: Aspergillus glaucus CBS 516.65
Lineage: Eukaryota; Fungi; Ascomycota; Eurotiomycetes; Eurotiales; Aspergillaceae
Product: ankyrin repeat domain-containing protein
Exons: 1
Molecular function (GO): protein binding
Source: RefSeq, a predicted model, not a curated record